Messenger RNA from Abrus precatorius (Indian licorice), 561 nucleotides. RefSeq names its product late embryogenesis abundant protein At1g64065-like. The record is from RefSeq and is a predicted model, not a curated record. Bases 1 to 561 code for a protein of 186 amino acids. The transcript has a single exon. Lineage: Eukaryota; Viridiplantae; Streptophyta; Magnoliopsida; Fabales; Fabaceae.
AUGGCUACUAGAGGCCUCAAAAUGUGUUUGGGUGGGUCUGUACUCUUCUUGAUCAUUGUUGCCAUAGCAAUUGUGACCUUGUUUUUCACCAUAUUUAAACCCAAAGAUCCAGACAUCAGUGUCAACCCUGUUGGUCUCCAACAUUUUCCGUUUGCCCUUUCACCCAAUUUGACUAUGAAUUUGUCUCUAGCCACGGUGAUAACUAUAGGGAAUCCAAACUAUGGAAGCUUCGAAUUCACAAACUCCACUGGCUAUGUUAAUUUUCAUGAUAAUGUUGUUGCCGAUGUUCCAAUAGGAGCAAAUUUAGUCCCAGCGCGCAGCAAGAUUAAUUUGAACACUUGCACGGAAUUAAUGGUAGGAAAGUUGGCACUUGAUCCCCAUUUUUGGUCAGAUGUUUUAGUUGGGACUUUGAAUUUGACAUCAACAGCGACGUUGCCUGGGGAAGCACGUUUCCUUAAGAUUAUCAGAUUGAAGGCCACAUCUUCUACCUCAUGCAACAUCUCUUUUAAUUUUCAUACUAAGGAUGUUGAUUCCAAGUGUAUAUCCAAAGUCAAGUUUUGA